Messenger RNA from Musa acuminata subsp. malaccensis (wild Malaysian banana), 2497 nucleotides. Its product is annotated as phosphate transporter PHO1-2. The record is from RefSeq and is a predicted model, not a curated record. Lineage: Eukaryota; Viridiplantae; Streptophyta; Magnoliopsida; Zingiberales; Musaceae. Gene Ontology annotation, cellular component: membrane.
UACUCCCUCCGUCUCUGGUUAUUCCGCGGAGAAGUUGCAGAGGAGAAGGGGGGGAGGCGGAAAUGGUGAAGUUUUCACGGGAGUUGCAAGCGCAGCUGAUCCCCGAAUGGAAGGACGCCUUCGUCGACUACCGCCAGCUCAAGAAGCAUGUCAAGAAGAUCAAGCUCUCCCUCCUCCGUUCUUCCUUCCCUUCUUCUUCCUCCUCAGUUGACCACCACAACGGAGGUGGUGGUUUCUCUCUCUUCGACCCGGUUCGCGCAUUCGCCGCCCGUUUCUCCGCCCCCCGCAGUGACCUUCCUCCGAUUGAUGAGGAGAAUCUCUUCGAAAUGGUUCCCGUCCAAUCUAGAGAAGACGAGGUGAAGGAGUUCUUGGAGAAGUUGGAGCAGGAGUUGGAGAAGGUGAAUGGUUUCUACACCAACAAAGAGAACGAGUUCUGCGACCGCGGCGAGAUCCUCAGCAAGCAGCUCCAGAUCCUCGUGGAUCUGAAACAGCUCCUCCACGAACACCGCCGCCGCCGCCACCAGCGGAAUGCCCCUCCAUCCCCUGCUGGCGGCAGCGUGACCUCCCUCCUCAGCAGCGCCUCCUCCUUCUCCGUGGAAGGAGAGCCAGAGAGCCCAGCAGCGGGAACAGAGGAGCGGGACAGCCUUAGUGACGAGGUGAUAGCGACGCUGGAGAGGAACGGCGUGAGCUUCCUAGGGCUAGGGAAGGCGAAGGCGAAGAAGGCCGGGAAGCUGAGGACGGCCACGUCGCUUAGGAUCGACAUCCCACCGACGACGCCAGCCCGAGCCAUCUCGAUGGUCUGGGAGGACCUCGUCAACAGCUCCCGGAAGGAGGGCUCAGUCGGCGGCGAUCAUGUCAAUAGGAAGAAGCUCCUGCGCGCCGAGAAGAUGAUCAGGGAGGCGUACGUCCAGCUCUACCGAGGGCAUGACCUGCUCACAACCUACAGCUCCUUAAACAUGGAAGCCUUCAGGAAAAUCCUCAAGAAGUUCCAGAAGGUAUCGAACCAACGACGAGAAUCGGCCACCUUCUUGAAGAAGGUUAAGAGGUCGCACUUUGUCAGCUCGGACAAGGUGAUAAAGCUGGCGGACGAAGUGGAAUCCAUAUUCACAAAGCACUUUGCCGGCAGCGACAGGAAAAAAGCCAUGAAGUUCCUGAGACCUCAGAAGCCCCGGGAAUCCCACACCAUCACCUUCUUCGUCGGUCUGUUCACGGGCAGCUUUGUGACUUUGUUCGUUGUGUACGCAAUCUUGGCUCAUUUGUGUGGCAUCUUUUCUUCCUCAAGUAGUGAUGAAGCCGGUUAUAUGGAAACCGUUUACCCCAUCUUCAGCAUGUUUGCGCUCCUUAGCCUGCACAUAUUCUUGUACGGCUGCAACAUAUUCGCGUGGAGAGGCACCAGAAUAAACCACAACUUCAUAUUCGAGUUCUCGCCAAACACAGUUCUCAAGCACAGGGAUGCCUUCCUCAUCAGUGCAUCCUUGAUGACUGCGGUCGUCAGUGCGCUGGUCGUCCACCUCCUGCUUCGAUCUGCCGGUGUCUCCCAGCGGCACGUCGAUGCCAUACCCGGAGCUCUCUUGCUGGUAUUCACGGCACUACUCCUCUGUCCAUUUAACAUCUUCUACCGCUCGACACGCUAUUGCUUUCUCCGAGUGAUGCGCAACAUUGCGUUUUCGCCACUGUACAAAGUGCUGAUGGUGGACUUCUUCAUGGCUGACCAGCUAACCAGCCAGAUUCCACUGCUAAGGCACAUGGAACUCACAACAUGUUACUUCAUGGCGGCUGGAUUCAAAGUGCAUCCUUAUGAGACAUGUACUCGCAGCCACCAGUACAAGAUUUUGGCCUACAUUAUCUCAUUUCUUCCCUAUUACUGGCGUGCCAUGCAGUGUGUCAGGCGGUACAUCGAGGAGGGGUACGACGUCAACCACCUGGCCAACGCCGGAAAGUAUGUAUCGGCCAUGGUGGCAGCUGCCGCCAAGUUGAAGUACGCGGUGGAACCUACGCCCCUGUGGAUGGUCAUUGUUGUCAUCACAUCCACAGGAGCUACCAUCUAUCAGCUCUUCUGGGACUUCGUCAAGGACUGGGGGCUAUUGGACCUCAGCUCGAAGAACCUAUUUCUGAGAGAUGAUCUCAUUCUGAAGAACAAAUGCGUCUACUAUGUCUCCAUUGUUUUGAACUUUGUGCUUAGACUGGCAUGGAUUCAGAGCGUGAUGCGGCUUACGAUGGGGCAGGCUGAGCACCGGUUGAUGGAUUUCCUGCUAGCUUCGCUGGAGAUUAUUCGACGCGGGCAUUGGAACUUCUACAGGUUGGAGAAUGAGCACCUGAACAAUGUGGGCAAGUUCAGGGCUGUGAAGACGGUGCCGCUACCCUUCUGUGAGUUGGCUUCCGAUGAUUGAGGAACUGCAUGCCUAACAGUUGUACAUAGACGGACGAAGCUGGGGGCUCUUUUGGGAGGAUGCUGCAGAGCACAUCAGGAGAUGGCCUGUGGCGUCAAGCUUGGGAC